Messenger RNA from Pyrgilauda ruficollis (rufous-necked snowfinch), 5087 nucleotides. It is a transcript of the gene NUDT3, whose product is annotated as nudix hydrolase 3. NCBI's taxonomy places the organism in Eukaryota, Metazoa, Chordata, Aves, Passeriformes, Passeridae. The transcript has 5 exons. The record is from RefSeq and is a predicted model, not a curated record. Gene Ontology annotation, cellular component: cytoplasm; nucleus. The coding region runs from base 330 to 770 and encodes 146 amino acids. Gene Ontology annotation, molecular function: bis(5'-adenosyl)-pentaphosphatase activity; endopolyphosphatase activity; bis(5'-adenosyl)-hexaphosphatase activity. Gene Ontology annotation, biological process: diadenosine hexaphosphate catabolic process; adenosine 5'-(hexahydrogen pentaphosphate) catabolic process; diadenosine pentaphosphate catabolic process.
AGAGGUGGAGGCUUGGCCGUGUGUGACUGCAGGAUGGCUUAGGGUAGAAAAGUACUUUUAACAGGUGCCUGAGGCAAUCAGCAUGUGACUGGUUGUGAGUUUUAUUUUAACACACCUCGGUCUGCUGUGUUGCACAGGCUCCAGCUGAUCCUUCCAGCCCGUGGGAGCUGGUGACAGCCCUCGUGGUGCUGGGGACACCGAGGUGUGUUAAUGACAGGGGUCAGAGCCCUCACGGUGCUGGGACACCAGGCUGUGUGGCAGUGUCACAGUGCUGACCCAAGAGGUCCAAGGAGGAAAGUGAACUCGUUCCCGAGGCACGCUGGCGUGGGAUGGAUGCUUCCAGCAGGCUCAGCUGUCAGGUGCUGCUGGUGAGCAGUAGUCGCCAUCCAGACCGAUGGAUUGUCCCCGGGGGUGGCAUGGAGCCCGAGGAGGAGCCCGGCGUGGCCGCCGUGCGCGAGGUCUGUGAGGAGGCUGGAGUGAAAGGGACGUUAGGAAGAUUAGUGGGAAUUUUUGAGAACCGGGACAGGAAGCACAGGACUUAUGUUUACGUACUCAUCGUCACCGAAGUGUUGGAGGACUGGGAGGACUCUGUCAAUAUUGGAAGGAAAAGGGAAUGGUUUAAGAUAGAGGAUGCCAUAAAAGUUCUGCAGUAUCAUAAACCAGUGCAGGCCUCGUAUUUUGAGACCUUGAGGCAAGGCUGUCUGGCCAACAACGGCACCCCGGUGAUGACCACGCCGUACUCCGAGAGCUCCGUGUCCGACAUCAGAUGACUGACGACGUCCCUGCGAGAGCAAUUCCCUAAAGCAGACUGAGACCUGGAUUUCCCUCCCCUCCCCGUUUCCAUGCCUCCUCCCUCACACCAGGCAUGGGCAGCCGCCUGGGGCAGAGCAAGUGUUCAGAGUGCUGCGAUUUAGUGCAAGGUGGGAUGAUUUUUUUGUUGUUGUUGUUGGCUUUUUUUGCUUUUUUUUUUUUUUUUUUUUUUUUUGGAUCUGUAUUUUGUAAAAUACAUUUGGUGCAUGAAGUGCCCCUUUCCCGGUACUCCGCUCCACGGCCUGGAGGCUGCCAGCCCCGCAUCUGCCUUGUGCUCUGAAGUGUCCCAAGCGUCCCCUUCGUGUCACCCCAGCCAGAGCCACUUUUCUUUCUUUUUUUUUUUUUUUUUUUUUUAAUUAAAAGCCUUCCAAUGUGAGAUCAGCUCUUCAAGUCUUAGUCUGUACUGUAAGGUGCUGCUCAGACCCGUGUGGGGAUUACUCGCAGCACAUCUGUAUAAACUUUUUUUUAGAUGGAGGAUCUAACAUUUUAAUUUUGCGGGAGUUUUUUUUUUAAUCCUGGUCUGCUUCUGAAAAGAAGGGUUCAUAAUUAAUCUGUUUGCCUUUUGUUCUGUUUUUUAAAAACACACAUUCUGUGGCAGUGCUAGUGGCUGGGCCAGUUUACUCCCCAUCCAGUAUCUCCCGAUUUAGUGCAGUGACACUAGAAGUUGAGGGCAGAGUUCGGAUCACCUGCAGACAUCCUUGCAGACAUCCCUGCGGCUUUUCCGGCAGCUUCCACCAACACUUCUGCGUUUCCAUCCGAGGGAAACGGCACGGAGCUGAUCUGGAGCCGCUGGCCAAAACCAAACAGCCUCAGCAACGCUGCAAUAGCGCCCGGGUCGCGCCGGCUGCGGUGGGAAUCGGGGGUGCAGGGGGGGUCGGACGGACAAACUGCAGUGAGGCUCACCAACGCUGUCCCCCGCUCCCGCUGCGUCCUGCUCGUGUCUCUCUUGUCCACAUGCCUUACGCCGUGCUGAACUGGACACUUGGGGUUUGUGCUGAGCAUCGGGCCGUGCUCGCCGAGCGUCGCUGCCGCGCUCGGAGAACCGCGCGCGCGUCCCUGAAGAGAAGUCUCCGGGGGGAAAAUUCAGGUGUUGAGUCUCUUGUCCUGUGGUUGUGCAGCACUUACGGUCGCACCGUGGAGCGUGCUUGAAGUGUGCCCUCUGUGAAAGGUACAGCUGCCUCCUGCAGGCAGCAUUCCCGGGGGAGCAGCACGGGAGAGCUCCCCGAUGCGUUGGCACACUUCACUUGGGGGUUUGUUGUUUUAUUGCUGUAAGUUUCAUGCUGUCUUGAUUUGCCAACAGUGUUGUCUAGUUGGGAAAUAAAAUGGGAAGGGUUGGGGUUGGGGUUCGGGGGGUGGGUUGGGACAGGUACAAGUUUUGGGAGGGGCAUUAAUUAAUCCCUGGCUUGGGACAAGAAGUGGUUGCUGAGUUCAGUAACUUCUCCUUUGUCAGAGCAGAGCCAAGAUGUGAAAUUAAAUCUGCAGUACUUUUUUUUUUUCCUUUUUUUUUCCUGCUCUUUAUUUAACAAAAAAUAUUCUAAUAAACACUCACUGUUCUGGAGUUUUCUCUCUUCCUGAGAAGCGCUUACAAUAUGAAAAUCUGAUAGAAAUAUCCAUGGAGCCUGGGACAAGGGGGAAUGGUAUCCUUGCUGGUUUGGCAAGAAGCUGUUCAUUUUAAGAUCCUUUUCUGUUCCUUUCCUUGUUCUCCCUGCUUUCAUCGGUGUGGAGUAGCAAGGCCAAAAGCAGUGCCAGUGAUCGCUGACAUGGAAAACCACGCGUAAGGAACAGCCCAUUAUUCAAGGAGUAGCUCAAACCCAAGCGUCUGGAAUUGAGCCCAAAUUACACCAGUUCAGCUCACUUCAACUUAGAGACGAAUGUACAAUCCUUUCUCACUAUGUGCUGGUCAGCCUGAACCAAACUCUCAAAAGGGCUUGAAUAUUCUAUCUGGAAGUGUCCAAGAAAUUCCCAGAGUCGCUGUCCCCGUGCCCUGCGAGGCACCUGACACAGCCAUCUACUGCCUUCAACGAGUCUUGGUCUCUACUGUACAGAUUAGUAUGUUGGAAAUGCUUUGCAACAAAACAGCUGGUACUCCUGAAAGAGUAACUGCAGUUUUAAUAUCAGCAGCAUGCACACUUUUGUUUUUAAACUAAAAAUGUUUUUACAGGGCUGUUAAACUGACAAUUUAGGGUAGAAUAUUGUUAAUGACUUGCUAAUGGCUUAUUUGUUUGGGUCAGAAAAAAUAAAUUGUGCCAAGAAAGUGUUUUAAUGUGGCAUGGAUUGAUGCUGUUACCACGGAGUGGCUGAUGUUACAAGGCAUAACAUGCCUUGGAAAUGGCUCCUGGGGCAGGAAUAGCCUUGAUGCAAGAGAUGCAGAUUUCAGACCAGGCCUGAGCUCUGUGCUCCCUGAACCUCUCCCUGCACCACACAAUCCUCAUCUUCCUCAGCAUCUGAGGUUCUCUCUAGAGCCCGUACAGCUGCACCCCCAGCAGUUGGAGUGGUUUUAUCCAAACUGGUGUUAAUUGGUUUGGGACUGAGCGUCGCCCUGUCUGUGAGAGGCCCAGGGGAGCUGUGGGAGGGUGGCUCUGGUUCUGCAGCCCUGACAGUGCUGCUCCGUCUCACUGCUGGGGCCACUGAGUCCCAGGGGCUGAGCCUGGGGCUCCCAGCUGUGCUGAGACUGGUGCUGUUCCAAGCUGGUGGUGUUGGAUAGUGGGAUGAUCUUACCUCAGCUGGCCUGACCCUUAUGUGAGGUGUCACUCUGUGUCUCAGCAUCCCCUGGGAGCAGUUCUCAGCUGGCUCUCAGCCCGGCUGAGCUCUCUGGGCACUGCUGGGAGCUGGCUACGACAGAGGGUGUCCCCAGACAGCCAACGAGGUGCAGCAGCCGUCUGGUCCCCCCUCCUGGCAGGUCUUGAAUGCUGGUUUGGGGUGUGAGGUGAGGAGGGGCUGCUGCUCUUCAUCACCCAGCUGAUGGAAGGGGGCAGAGCCUGAGGGGGGUCCCUCACCCAUGGGUGCUGGGGAGGCAGCACCCAAACCUGCUGCUGUCUGCCCUGGUGCUGGGGGGAAGGUGGGAGCUGGGUUUGGGGCUGGAAGGAGCAGCAGUAUCAGCACUGCCACCAGCUCUGUUCCUGUGUAGGUGGAUGCUGUGAGCUCUUCCCUACUCUCCUGUGGAGCACUGAGGCAGCUCGUUCAGCCUGAGCUGGAAUGUGCCUUAAAGCAAACUCUGUAAAGGGAAAAAUGAAAAGGGGUUGGAAUCUGCAAGUGUUGCUUUUCCCCUUGUGUGGCCACAAAGUAUUCAGUGGCUAAAAAUGUGGGUAGGGAAUGUCAGGAAUCCUCAGUUCCCUUCCCGGAUCCAGCAGAGGCUUUGGGCCUUUGCCUCAGCUUUUCCAUGCAGAAGCUGUGUUCAGCAUUCCACAGCGAGCAGGGAUCAAAAUCCUGGAGGCUGCGCAGGUCCAGCGAGUACCCCUGGUAGCAGGGCUGUAGGUUUUCCUGCCUGUUCUCUCUGUUCUAUCCCAAAUUAACAUGUUUGUGUUUUCACACAGCCGGUUGCAGCAUCCAUCCCCGUGCAGAGAAUACAGGAAGCACUGGGGCUUGGUGAGGGGUUGCUUUGGGGUUUGACCCUCCCAAGUGGAGCCUGUGGCUGGUGCUGGGGGUGGGAUGGAGCUGCAUCAUCAGCCAAACCUGCCCCAGGCAGUGACUGUGGCAGUGUGAGGAGCUUUUCCCUCUGGCUGACCCAGUGCCUGCUCUGGUCUUGCUCCCAGGCUGGGUUUUCCCUCCUGGCUCUGUUCUCCUCAAUAACGGCAUCAUCUGAUGGCUGCAGCCCUUCAGGGACGUGGUGACCUCAUGGUUGGGGCGUCCCUCAGUGCUCCCUGAGCCCCUGACACACACAGGGUGUGAUUCUCCUUUUCCUAAGCUUGGAAUUAACUAACCCAGCUGCUCUGGGCUGCAGAGAUCCUGGGGUGCUGUGCUGGGAUAGUGUCAGGGGUCUGUACAAAACUAAAGUGGAGCUGGUGAAAAAAACCUGAGGUGGUGAAAAAGAAACUGAACUGAAGUUGUAUUUAGGAGAUUUAUAGAUCUCUCUUUGGUGCUAGUCCAUAGAGGUUUUUCUUUUUUGCUGUUUUGUUUUUGGUUUGGUUUUCUUUUUGGUGGGAAGAUGGGAAUUUUGAUGUUAUACUUGAUGAAUUUGCUCUAGAAUUGCCUCAGAAACCUGAGGGAGGUCUGAGAGUGUUUGUUGAAUUUCCUGUGUGUCCUAUUUUAUAUUUAUUAAAUCAGAAAAUCUGGAAUGA